Messenger RNA from Jaculus jaculus (lesser Egyptian jerboa), 736 nucleotides. RefSeq names its product chromosome 8 C11orf91 homolog (gene C8H11orf91). The coding region runs from base 1 to 573 and encodes 190 amino acids. The record is from RefSeq and is a predicted model, not a curated record. The transcript is spliced from 2 exons. NCBI's taxonomy places the organism in Eukaryota, Metazoa, Chordata, Mammalia, Rodentia, Dipodidae.
AUGCCGAAGGGGCGGCGCGGCAGCCAGAACUCCAAGAUGAGCCAGCGGCCGGCCCCGCCCCUCUACUUCCCGUCUCUCUACGACGGCGGCAUCUCGUCGUCUCCGCUCAGUGACUUGAACAUCUGGAAGAAGCUCUUCGUGCCUCUCAAGGCCGGCGGGGCUCCGGCGGGCGGGGGUUCGGGAGUCCGACCCCUGUCUCUGGCGUCCCCCACCCCGCAGCCCCCGCCGCCGCCCGGCCUGUGUCUCCCCAGCGAGCGCCCGUGCCCUCCGCCCUGGCCCUCGGGCCUGGCCUCCAUCCCCUACGAGCCCCUGCGUUUCUUCUACUCGCCGCCGCCAGGGCCCGAGGGGACCUCCUCGUCCCCGAUCCCCGGUCACACGUCCCCCCUGUUCGCCUCUGACUCCCACCCGGAGGAGCUGUGCGAGCUGGAGAUCCGCAUCAAGGAGCUGGAGCUGCUCACCAUCACUGGGGACGGUUUCGACUCCCAGCGCUAUAAACUCCUGAAGGCACUUAAAGAUGAAAAGUUACAAGGACUGAAGACCUGGCAACCUGGAACAUCGGCCUCUCUCUCCUGAGGUGCUGCCCUCCAGAGCUGGGCAGCUGCCUCCUUAGAUGUUAGUGCUUAGAUAAUGAGUCCCCUUCGUUGUCAUUUCAAAGAUGAUUUAUUUUUGUUCUGUAUUUACUGCCCUUGUUGCUCCCAGCAUGUAAUCCACAUACAGUGUCCACUUACAUAGUAAA